This is a messenger RNA of Boleophthalmus pectinirostris (great blue-spotted mudskipper), 3002 nucleotides long. RefSeq names its product G patch domain containing 1 (gene gpatch1). Gene Ontology annotation, molecular function: RNA binding. Gene Ontology annotation, cellular component: nucleus. Lineage: Eukaryota; Metazoa; Chordata; Actinopteri; Gobiiformes; Gobiidae. The transcript is spliced from 20 exons. The record is from RefSeq and is a predicted model, not a curated record. Gene Ontology annotation, biological process: mRNA processing. Bases 15 to 2945 code for a protein of 976 amino acids.
UAUUUGUAGGCAACAUGGCGGCGGACAGUGAUAACGAAAAGGAUGAUUUUGUGUCGUAUGGGACCGCUUUAGAGCCUUUAGAAGAGGAUGAGCCUCUGAAGAAGCCGGUGCCCAUUUACGAACAGACCGUGAGGGAUGAGAAGGGCAGAUACCAGAGGUUCCAUGGGGCGUUCACUGGAGGGUUUUCUGCCGGAUAUUUCAAUACUGUCGGCUCCAAAGAAGGAUGGGCUCCUUCCACCUUCAAGUCGUCUCGGCAAAGCAAAGCCGAACAGCAGCAAGCCAGACCGGAGGAUUUUAUGGACGAGGAGGAUUUUGGUGAGCAUGGCAUCGCCCCCAGACAGAUCACUCGGAGCGCAGAGUUCCAGUCGGGACACAGAGACUCGGCUUCGGAAAAAGCUCGAGCUGUGAACGCCCAGACCUCCCUGAUCCCCGGAGCCACUCUGCUGGAGGACAUUAUCGCACCUGCCCAGUCGUCCAUCGGUGUGGAGCUGUUGAAGACGAUGGGCUGGAGAGAGGGACAGGGGGUCGGGCCUCGAGUGAAGAGGAAGCCAAAGAAACAAAAAACAGGUCUCGGGGUGUAUGGAUGUGCUCUUCCCCCCGCUGGAUCUGAGGGCUCUGAGGAGGAGGACGAUGAUGAGUUUGCUCCGGAGAAUGUGACAUUUGCGCCCAAAGACGUGACUCCGGUGGAUUUCACUCCUCGUUUGGGGCUUCAGGGUUUGGGGUACCGGGGUCUGGACCCGGGCCUGGCUCUGGGGCAGGGCUCUGAACACAUAAACCUCUUCGACCCACAGUUCGACUCAAAGGGAAAACUGUUCGGAGGAAAACAGAAGCAGACCAGACGCAAAGGAGUGGCUGGACAGGGUUUUGGCGUGGGGGCUCUGGAGGAUGAAGAUGAGGACAUUUAUCAGAGAGACUCGAUGUCCAAAUAUGACACAGAGAUCAGAGACGAGGAGCCCACAGACGGACUGUUCGGGUGGACCGCUCCAAAGGAAUACACCAAAAAGAAGGAUUCAAACAAAGACGCGUCAUACAUCGGUAAAAUCUUAGAGGGCUUCACUUUGGCCCAAAAACCUGAAACUUUGAAAACUAUCUUCCCUCCUCCCAGGCUGCCCAGAGACUACCGGCCGGUGCGGAGAUUUAAUCCUGGGACUUUUGUGUCUCACGUGUCGGGGGUCAGCCCGGCUUUGGCCCAGGCUCUGAAAACCUCCAGGGGGCACAUGGUCAAAGACGAGCCCCAGACCGGACGGCAUCAGCUGGACUCGGGGCAGAGGAGGGCCCUGAUCGGAGAGGAGGCGCUGCAGGGUCCCAGUUCGGUUCUGGAUUUACUGAAGCCUGUGGAUAGAGAGCGCCUCAAACACAUCAGGAACUCCAAGAGCGGACUCCAGACACAACCUCCCAAAGACUCUAACUCCCAGAAUACACCGCGGCCCUCUCCUCUCCCUCCUGCGUCGUCGUCAUCAAAGCCAGCGCCAACCGUCAUGCCUCCGCCUCCGCCCCCUAGUUUCAGCCUGCAGCAACAGCAGGAGGCUCUAUCGGCGUGGAAAGGACAAACGUCGGCACAGACUUUUAAACCAUUUGAGAAAAACCUAGAGAAACAGGAGAGAUACGAGCAGUACCUGGACCGCCUCAAACAAGGAGACAAAGAUGCCCUGGAGCACAGCCUGGACCGUAAGAUGACAGAGUGGGAGAGGAGUCGGGAGAGAGACGAGUUUGUCCGGGCGUCCAUCCUGUACCGGCCGUCCACCUCCUUCCUCUCGUCCAGGUUCACGAGGGGCAAACAGGACGAUGAUGAUGACACCGUGGAGGUCAACAGAGACGAAGAGGGAGAUUUGGACGAUAAACAGGCCGCAGUGAAGAUGAAGAUGUUUGGGAAACUCACCAGAGAAACUUUUGAGUGGCAUCCGGACAAACUGCUGUGCAAACGCUUCAACAUCCCCGACCCUUAUCCAGAGUCGGGUUUGGUGGGUUUGCCCAAAGUGAAACGGGACAAAUUUUCAGUGUUUAAUUUCCUGACUGUCCCUGAGAGCAGAGAGCCUCCAGCUCCUCCAAAAGCUCCGGAGGUGAAGAAGUCUCGAUGGGACGUGUCACAGGAAAUGAAGGACAGUGAUGCUCUGAGUGAGAUGCUGAGCGCCGCACGAGACCAGAGCUCUGAGACCGGACCAGACCAGAGCGGGACCAAGGACCAGACCAGGACUACAGAGAAUCUGGCUUUACCUGCUCCAGACACUAAAGACCAGUCAUCGGAUACACGGACAGAGACUAAAGAGAAGUUGAGUAAAGAGAGUAAAGAGGAAAGCAGUGAUUCUGAUUCAGACUCGGACUCUGACUCUGACUCUGAGGCAGAGGAGGAGACCCGACCUCCCAUGGACGUGUUCAAGGCCAUUUUCUCCAGUUCGUCUGAUGAGAAAUCUUCAUCCGAGUCUGAGGGGGAAGAGGAGCAGAAGGAGGAGCAGGGACAUGUGACCCACAAUCUGUUUAACAUUAAUGCUCCUGUCACCACGGCGACGCCAUCCACGACAACCACGCCCCCUGUAACAACCAUGCCCACAUCUGCCACGUCAACCAAUCAGAACACAGCCCCCUCUGCAUCACAAACUGGAAAAGAACAAGAUUGGUUUGGUCCAAAGCUGCCACCUCCAUCUUCUGUAUUGAGCGGCAGCAGCAGCAGCAGAGAUCCUCGGGCCAGAUCGCGGUCUCCCAGUUCUGAGGAAAAAUACAAAAAGUCCAAAGACAAGAAACAUAAGAAUAAAAAAGACCAUAAGCACAAGAAGGAGAAGAAGAAGAAGAAGCAUAAGAAGCACAAGCACAAAGGAAAACAGAAGAAGAGUAAGAAAGAGGAGAGCAGCUCGGACAGUGACACAGAGAGUGAAGAAACCACCACAGAAGUGUCGACAGAGGAGCUGCUCAGAAGGCUGAAGACUGUCCGUGCACAGUGUCCUCUGUGAGGACUCCAAACUACAGCUGCUGUUUUAAACAAUAAAUUGUAUAUAUUGUACAAUAAA